AUGGCGAAAUCUCCACCAGCUUCCUCCCCCAAACAACAACCCCCAAAGCUCCCCCGCCUCUCAAAAAACCAAAAAAUCCAAAAGCGCCCUCUUCUACACCCUGCCAUCCCGUCCCCACACGCCUCCUCCAACGCCCCCAAAACCAUCUACGUAUCCGCCUCGUCGCCGUUCCUCUCGGUCGUGAAACGCGUCAAGAAAUACCUCGCAGCGAUUGAAACGCGGGCCGCGGGACCGAUAGACCUACGGCACCCGUCGAGGAAUGUGGUGCAGCAGGUAAGAGACGGGGUGAGGAGCGCGGCGAGGCACGAGGAGAUCUUGUUGAAGGGGACGGGGAGAGCGGUGGAGAAGGUCUUGAGGCUGGCGGUUUGGUUUCAGGGGGAGGAGGGCAGGGAUGAGGGAGUGAAUGUGGUGGUUAGGACGAGCAGCGUGGGUGCGGUUGAUGAUGUGGUUGUGAAGAAAGGGGAGGAGGAGGAGGAGGUUGAGGAAGAUGAGACUAGAAUCAGGAGAGUGAGUUGUCUGGAGGUGGGCAUUAGUUUGAGGUGA
Molecule: messenger RNA, 543 nt
Organism: Amorphotheca resinae ATCC 22711
Lineage: Eukaryota; Fungi; Ascomycota; Leotiomycetes; Helotiales; Amorphothecaceae
Exons: 2
Coding region: 1-543 (180 amino acids)
Biological process (GO): tRNA 5'-leader removal; rRNA processing; intronic box C/D snoRNA processing
Cellular component (GO): nucleolar ribonuclease P complex; ribonuclease MRP complex
Molecular function (GO): RNA binding
Source: RefSeq, a predicted model, not a curated record